CGCCGGCCCUGCUGCUGGUGCACCUGCCCCACGCUGCCGGUUCUAGCCUCAUGGCCCCCAAGGAGGUGCUGAUAAGCAAUGAUGAGCUCAUCGGACAGGUGCUCAGCGCCCUGAAGGAGGAGGAUGUGCCCUACACGGCGCUGCUGACAGCCGGAGCCCCCUCACGGGUUCUCCGGGACGUCUCUGGGGUGGCCCCUGGGCGGGUGGGCCGCCAGCUGCUGCAGAAGCCGACCCCAGCACCAGCGCAGCACCCCCCGGUGCGGUACCCCCUGACCGGUGAGCCCCAGAUCCUCUUCUGGGCCCAGAACUUUUCUGUGGUCCAGGGCAGCAAGUGGGUCGACCUGACGCCCCAGACAUUUGGGGCCGAGGCCUCCGUUGAUGUGAGCGGCUCGUCCUGGAGCUCCAAUGAGUCCCGGCUGGUGCUGAAGUAUGCGAAUGUUCUGGGAUCCCCUCUGACAGCCACGUUCCACAUGACCAGCUGGCGGUUUCCUGUCUCGGGCCGGUACUGGUUCCAGCUGAGCCGCCUGGAGCUGGCGACCCCCUCGGCCAGCCCCACUGUGUUCAACGCCUCGCAGGUGACGGCCCCCAGCAACUACUCCUGGCGCUGCGCCUACCUCAGCAGCCUGCCGGGCUAUGGGGCUGGCCUCCUCCCCCAUGGCGCCGGCCCCAGCCCCACCUGGGGGGUGCUGCUCCAGGACGUGCAGCUGCAGGGGUUCAACGUGUCGGGCCUGCAGUUCUCCUACGCCAGUGACUGCGCCGGCUUCUUCGCGCCGGGCACCUGGAUGGGGCUGCUCACGGCCCUGCUGCUCGGCGCCAUCUUCGCCUGUGGCCUCCACGUGCUGCUGGCCCUCAAGACCAUGGACCGGUUCGAUGACCCCAAGGGGGCCACCAUCGCUGUGCCCCAGGGCGAGUAGGGCGGGGCUGGGUCCUGCCCCCGCCCCCCCCCCCACAGCUGGGAAACCCUGGGUCUGCAGUGGGGCCUCACCUGUGCCCCCUCCGGCGGGGAUCCCCCAGGCUCUGUACCCCCUUCUCCCUCCGAUGCCCAGCCCUGGGUCUUCCCCCUCCCUCCCGGGGGGGAUCCCCCAGGCUCUGUACCCCCUUCUCUUCCCCCCCUUCGGCGGGGAUCCCCCAGGCUCUGUACCCCCUUCUCCCUCCGAUGCCCAGCCCUGGGUCUUCCCCCUCCCUCCCGGGGGGGAUCCCCCAGGCUCUGUA
This is a messenger RNA of Chelonoidis abingdonii (Abingdon island giant tortoise), 1212 nucleotides long. The record is from RefSeq and is a predicted model, not a curated record. Lineage: Eukaryota; Metazoa; Chordata; Testudines; Testudinidae.